AUGCGGCUCUCAAAUUUUAUGGUCCUUAUCGCAGUUUGUUUGGUGGUCAACUCCAGAGGCGUCAUAGGUAGCGUCGACGAACAGCAGGAAGAAUGUCCUGCUUGCCUGAAAACCACUUGCAGGAGCGUCAGUGGCAUCUACACGAGGCCUGACCUGCCUCCUGGUUACUCCCUGGUAGCGCAAAUUCCUGCAGGAGCUUGCAGGGUGCUGGUGCAGCAGCUGAAACAUACCAGGAACUUUCUGGCUUUGAAACAAACGAACGGUUCGUUUAUUGUCAAUGGCGAUUGGAAACAAAGCAACAGCAGGGUUUUCCAAGGAGCAGGAACCAAAUUCGUUUACAUUCGUCAGGAUGAAAACUCCCUAGAGACGCUCACCGCACCAGGACCUUUGUCCAACAGUGUGGAUAUCAUGAUCGUCAACUACCAAACCAACUCGGGCAUAAAGUACGGCUACUCGUUACCAGUGCCGGACUCGCGCUCUUUGGCCCCCCCGCUAAUACAGCGCUCCCCCACCGAAGCGGCGACCCACCGACGACCGGAGCCCGCUUUCAACGUGUCCGCGCACCAGAUGGCCUCGUUCGGCCAGCGGGACGAGGCCAGGCCGGCCGUGGUCUAUCCUGGCAGGAGAACCAGGCUAAGGAGGAAGAAUUUUCAUUGGAAGGUGACAGGGCUGACGGCCUGCUCCAAGUCCUGCGGGGGAGGCAUCCAGACGUACGUGAAAACGUGCACUCGAGACGCCGGGCAUGGCCAGCUGCCCGUCCACGACCGUCGGUGUGCCCAUCUGCCGUCGCCCGCCCCCACCACCCUGCGCUGCAACCCGCAGCCCUGCGCGGUCGCGGCCGGGGCCGAGUGGCGCCUGCGCUGGGGCGACUGCAGCGCCACCUGCGGCGAGGGCGUGCAACGGGGGGUCGCCGUGUGCCAACAGGAGUCGGCAACAGGUGAUGCCUCGGUCAACGAGGCUCUAUGCGAUAGACCUCGGCCUAGCAGCGGUACCCGACCUUGCCGACUCAGAGCCUGCGAAAGCCUGAACAACAACGAGGUUCCACAUGGGGAAAAAGAGGAUAAUAGCAUAAUCGACUGGUCUAUCGGUGAUUGGUCACAGUGUUCAGUUUCCUGUGGCACUGGACACAGAACUCGAUCAGUCGAGUGCCCAUCGGGACGAUGCAAACCUGAAGACAGGCCUGCGCAUGCGGAGUACUGCAAUGUGGGCUCCUGCGAGAAACCUCGUGAAGCUGCUCUUCAAUCGUCGUCUACCACCCUCAGAUCUUUCUCCCUCUGGUUGACAACGGAAUGGUCCAGAUGCUCGGAAGCCUGUGGUACUGGUACCCAGACCAGGUUCGCUACCUGCGCAUACCCUGACCAAACCAGAUGCGUCGAAGAAUCCAGACCUGAGCUGUCUAGAGCUUGUUCUAGCGAGAAGGCUUGUGAUGCCCAGUGGUUCAUCGGUCCAUGGAAUUCUUGUUCAGAUUCUUGUUCCGAUAGAGCCAAGCAGAAACGCGAAGUCUUCUGCGUGGUCAAAAUCAGAGGAAAAUCACACAUCACCAACGAUAUGACAUGUCCAGCCCACCUGAAGCCCAAUGACGAACAGCCCUGUGAUGGAAGCUGCCCUCCUCACUGGUACUUUGGAGAUUGGAGGCAAUGUGAAGGUACUUGCCCAGUUGGUAUCCAAAGGAGAGAGGUCAGAUGUUUGGACAUCCAUGGAAGAGACACAAAUGGUUGUCCUGAGAACGACAUGCCUGUGGCGAAAAGGACUUGUGCUUGUGAGACGAAUUCGGAUAGUGGGGAGAGAUAUCAACCAGCGCAAGACGAACCAGCAGAUCGAUCUUGUGUGGAUAGAAUUCGCAAGUGCAAGCUGGCAGUGCAGGCCAGAUUAUGUCACUACCCGUACUACGUCAGCCAUUGCUGCGAAUCGUGUAGGAGAGGAAGGGAUCUUCUGGAAUAA
This is a messenger RNA of Phaedon cochleariae (mustard beetle), 1941 nucleotides long. The record is from the annotation of a GenBank genome assembly. Lineage: Eukaryota; Metazoa; Arthropoda; Insecta; Coleoptera; Chrysomelidae.